Messenger RNA from Suillus paluster, 1078 nucleotides. RefSeq lists its product as uncharacterized. Bases 122 to 958 code for a protein of 278 amino acids. The record is from RefSeq and is a predicted model, not a curated record. The transcript is spliced from 3 exons. NCBI's taxonomy places the organism in Eukaryota, Fungi, Basidiomycota, Agaricomycetes, Boletales, Suillaceae.
CUUGUCGGGCUGUUACUUCAACGAGCCUGGUAAAAUUUAGGUUGUAUGUAAAUCUACUAGUUAUUGCGUUCAGACAUUUGGACUCGCAGGUAGUGCAGGAUUUGAAGGGCUUAUCAGCUAGAUGGUCUUACCAUCGAGCGCCCAGCACCGACAACCCGUACCUCUUCUUUCCGUCCAUCUCGUCGCGCUCGACUCAACAGCAACCUCUCGCGAUGUUUCUGAAUCGUGCUCGGGGAUAUCUGACCCACCCAACCUAUCUGCAAGAGGGAACCUGACAUUGCCUAACAGAUUCACUCCUACGUUCCCACAUACCCCGGUUUCCCCCAACUCAGGCCCUUGUAUUUCAACCCCCAACUCGCAAUCUUCCACGUCGCGUGUCCAGUUGCCGCGGUUGGACAUGGAAUAUCUCCAGAGCACGCUUGGUCGCCCUCCUAUCACCCCCGAUUCCCCUCUACGCCCCUCUGACUUCCAGAAGAGUACCGCACAUGGUCAAGAUCAGAUGGUGCAUGGACAACCGUCCCCAAGCACUCCUCUUUACUUCUCUCCAGGUCGUGCAGAUCUGCCAAGUUUCUCUCGGGACCAGUCAGACACUAGCACUAUUCCUCACUAUAUUUCGAAUGGCACAGUUCUUUUCGAAGGGGAUGAAAAUCGCAAGCGCGGAUUUACUAGUGAUCUCUCUGGUAUGCUUCCUACGCCCAUAUCUCCACAUACCAACGGAAGUCCAGUGACACCUGUCCAAGCGAUCGACUUGACAGAGUGGAUUAGUCGGAGUUACGGCCUUGAUCCCAUAGCUGGGGGCGCUUUUGGUAAUGUCUGGAAAUGUACCUACGAUGAUGGUACCCGGUGCAUUGCGGUUGCUGUGAAGGGUUUCAGAUUCAAAGUUAACAAACAGACCUCGAAGGUACGUCAAAGCAUUGAUGAUCUGCACCGCUCUGUAAUUACGUGUUGCAGAGACUGAGGAGAGAGAUGGGCAUCUGGAGAAGACUCAGUCAUCCGAAUGUUAUGGAAUUCAUGGGCGUUGCUUUUGGCUUUGGUCUUUCGAUGGCCCUCGUUGCUCCUUGGGCUGCGAAUGGGACGU